Molecule: messenger RNA, 2410 nt
Organism: Hylaeus volcanicus
Lineage: Eukaryota; Metazoa; Arthropoda; Insecta; Hymenoptera; Colletidae
Gene: Bug22
Product: cilia- and flagella-associated protein 20
Exons: 2
Coding region: 1492-2073 (193 amino acids)
Biological process (GO): cilium assembly; regulation of cilium beat frequency involved in ciliary motility; positive regulation of cell motility
Cellular component (GO): ciliary basal body; motile cilium
Source: RefSeq, a predicted model, not a curated record
AAUUUUUGUCAGCAAAUGAAAAAAAAACAACACGAAUCCUAUGAAAGCAUACCCCUAUCGCAGGACCUAUUUUAUUCGCGUAAACUAUAAUACAAUAGUUAGUCGUAACAAUAAGCGAAUAAAGUAUUAAUUACUAAGAUGUACGAAGUGGAAGUAUCUCGAUGGAAUGCGAAGAUAAAUCCGAUUCCAAGAGAUAAUCCGAAUACAGUAGAAUAAAAGGUCACAUUCUAAACGUUCAUUUUACAAACAAUGCUUUCCUUUCAAAUCUGUAACUAUCGGGCAGUUACUAUAGCGAUACCGAAAACUGCGUAUUUAAUUGUAAUUGAACUGAAAAUUACCGAUUAGUAGCAACGUAUGUAUAUUUUUUUUGUUUGUUUUAGUUAUUAAUACGUAAAAUGCACAAGAAUUGAAUCACGUAUAUAAUAUUUUAAAGGACUAUAGCAGUUUAAUGUCUAUGUUUAAUGAGUCAAAUGUUAAAUUUUGAUAGGUUUGUACCGAUAGUUAGAGAUAAUUUCAGUGGAAGCAAACGAAAACACAAAUAAAUUGUCAAAAUAUUCCCGUCAAAAGAUUUAAAUCACUCUCAAUCUAAUUUCGUAAUUCCGUACGUAUCUACAUUUAUCAAAAAUAAUGAGAUCAUCCUUUUUUCCACGAACAAAACGUAAAGGAGAUCUUGAUUCUCGAUUGUUUUUUAUAUUAAUGCAUGGAAAAUGAAAAUUGCUCUUAAAACGAGUUAGUCAAUUUGUUUCUCUUGUUCGUUCCUUAAAAGAGUACCGUCGCAAAAUAUGAUUUUUAGUAACAUUGAUCAAAAAGCGAACGAUCUUAACGGAAAAUUAAGAAGUAGAAUUAUGGCAGUAGAGAUUUUACACUGAUAGUUUUUUUAUGCCGACAGAUCGUUAAUUCCGUUAAAGAACAAAAAAAAACAUUUAAUACAUAGAUGUCUACUGCUUAUUUAAACUUUAUUGGUUUGUAUUUGACAUCAAUAAACGAUUGUAAAAACGUUAACAUUUACAUUACUUUUAUCUUUUGCGUAAAAAUCCAUGGACAAAUUUUUAAAAUAAUAUUUAUUUUUAGUACAGUUUAGUACAAAGUCGAUAAGUUUGAAAUCGAUAAACGUGAAACAAUCGAUCGAUGUUCGAUUCCGCUAUACAUCUAAUAGCAACAUUGAUCAAACACAAAUUUUUAUAGGUUAUGCUCAUUGAUAAUGUUAUUUAGAGACUAAAAUUCCUUAAUGAAAAUGUUAAUUUGAAAUAGAAAUGUUUUUUGUUUAUUGGACAAUGUCAUGCAUGUUAAUUUACGGUUUCGAGAAGAGAAUGAUUUGAGAUAUGUAACAUUUCGGUGGAUGUCAGUGUUAUAAAAAUGAAUGGAGGUUAAGUUGUCAACGCCGAGAAGUAUACGAAAUUUCUUAAAUUCUUCAAGCGCAUGUUUUCAAUAAUAAUAAGUUGUUGGAGGAAAAUUAAAUAAAAUUUAGGGAGAAAUCGUAAACAAGAGAACAUGUUUAAGAAUACUUUUCAAAGUGGAUUUCUAUCGAUCUUAUAUAGUAUCGGUAGUAAGCCUUUGCAGAUUUGGGAUAAAAAAGUACGGAACGGACAUAUAAAACGAAUUACGGAUAACGAUAUACAAAGUUUAGUAUUGGAAAUAUUGGGUAGUAACGUUAGUACUACAUAUAUCACAUGUCCAGCAGACCCCAGAAAAACGUUGGGUAUAAAAUUGCCAUUUCUGGUGAUGAUUAUUAAGAAUUUAAAAAAAUACUUCACGUUUGAAGUCCAGGUAAUUGAUGACAAGAAUGUUCGGCGUAGAUUUCGAGCUAGUAAUUAUCAAUCUACAACUAGAGUGAAACCAUUUAUUUGUACAAUGCCAAUGAGAUUGGACGAUGGAUGGAAUCAAAUUCAAUUUAACUUAGCUGAUUUUACUAGACGUGCAUAUGGAACAAAUUAUGUGGAAACGUUAAGAGUUCAGAUUCAUGCAAAUUGUAGAAUACGAAGAGUAUAUUUUUCUGAUAGAUUAUAUUCCGAAGACGAAUUACCCGCAGAAUUUAAGUUAUUCUUGCCAAUUCAGAAUAAAGCAAAAUGUUAAAUUAGCUGAAAUUUAAUAAUACUUUACAAGAUUUUUAAACAUAAAGUAAUAAUCCAUUAUUAAUCAUAAAUUAAUCGAUUUUGUGAUACUGAUUUUCAUUUAACAUUUAUUUAAUAAAUAUAUCAUUUUUACUUUGACAAAUCUUUUUUUGCAUGUCACGAUACUAAUAGUAACACGACAAUGUUUGAGAAAAAAUGAUACUGCAUUAAUGUAUAUAUUACAUGAAAUACAUAAAAAUGAUUCCUUUCAUAGUUGUAUGCAAUUUAUAUUUACUUAAUUGUUUGUGAGCUUAACUGCUGUAUUCUGAGUAAAAUAAACCUAACAUGUAUUAAUUAAU